Messenger RNA from Chlorocebus sabaeus (green monkey), 1494 nucleotides. It is a transcript of the gene EEF1E1, whose product is annotated as eukaryotic translation elongation factor 1 epsilon 1. Gene Ontology annotation, biological process: positive regulation of DNA damage response, signal transduction by p53 class mediator. The record is from RefSeq and is a predicted model, not a curated record. Lineage: Eukaryota; Metazoa; Chordata; Mammalia; Primates; Cercopithecidae. Gene Ontology annotation, cellular component: nucleus; aminoacyl-tRNA synthetase multienzyme complex; cytoplasm.
CUUCCGUUUCCACCAAUGCGGGAGGUUCUUGUUCUGCAGGUCUCGCCUCUUCCAGGAGCUAGGGCCGGAAGAUGGCGGCGGCCGCAGAGUUGUCGCUGCUGGAGAAGUCCCUGGGACUGAGUAAGGGGAAUAAAUACAGUGCUCAGGGCGAGCGACAGAUUCCGGUUCUUCAGACAAACAAUGGUCCAAGUCUAACAGGAUUGACUACUAUAGCAGCUCAUCUAGUCAAGCAAGCCAACAAAGAAUAUUUGCUGGGGAGUACUGCAGAAGAAAAAGCAAUCGUUCAGCAAUGGUUAGAGUACAGGGUCACUCAGAUAGACGGACACUCCAGUAAAAAGGAUAUCCACACACUGCUGAAGGAUCUUAAUUCAUAUCUUGAAGAUAAAGUCUACCUUACAGGGUAUAACUUUACCUUAGCAGAUAUCCUAUUGUACUAUGGACUUCAUCGCUUUAUAUUUAUGCAGGUUUUGCAGUAAGGAAAGGAAAUACUCUGAAAAGGAGGGAACUUGUUUGGAAUUCCUUUGCCAGCAGAAUGAACAAGGUCAUAAUCCUAUAGUGCAAAAUAUUCAUAGCACUAUCCGCAAAGUUAUUUAAUUACGAGUCUAAGUGCACUGGAGGGCACUUGGUUUUUAGGCAGGUUAGAAGUGUUUCAUUCAGUACUGCAUGUUAAAGUUAGGAUUACUUUAACAAUAUUUAGCACUCUCUAUGUGUUAACAUUUUCUAUUUUGGAAUGUAUGUCCUCUUCAUAUAUAGUGACUAGGAUGUUAUGAUUAAAGAUAUCCUUAUCUUUUUCAAAGUGAAAUUGAAUAGAUUAAUAUGUAAAUCACUGUUGACCAUCCUUUUGGGUUCCUGUCAUGAGUCAAAGUAUCUCUUCCACUCUAGUCCAAGUGCAGGCAAAGUAAUCAGAGAAAUAAACACCUUCUCAAGGAACAGGCCUCACAGACUAAAACCUACACAAUGGCAGAAUCGCACUGUGGUGUUAAAUGGCAUUCCUGUUAAGUUGGGUACAAAUAUAUACAGAUGUGGAAUAAAUGAUUUCUAGGUGUUAAAUUAAGGUAGGGUAGGUGUGAGGUGCAGAUUGGCCACCUGCUGGUAUUUACCAGGUCUUUGUGCUUUGUUUGCUUUGGCAGUAUUACUUAUUUUUGGCCUCAUGCAUUCCUUCAUGUGUUUGUUCAUGUUAUUCAGUACGGAAUACGUAAUCAGCACAGUGUACAAAACAGCAGCCAAGGAACCUUCGAGUCAUCAGAUAAUCCCACUGUAUUUUGUUUCAUUGUGAGCCCAAUUUUAGUCAUGGCUGAGUUAUUCUGAGGUCUGGUCUAUCUUAACUCCAUUUGAGGAAUAUUAUGUUGCCUUUCCUUUGUUAUACUGCCUGUUAGUGUGGCUGUUUAUUAUAACACCAGUGACUCACUGCUUUCUUAAAGUGAUUUCACUAGUAGAUAGUCAUCCCUGUGAACAGACUGUUACCCAAGAUUAUUAAAAUCCUUUGUAAUAUUA